Saxophila tyrrhenica is the source of this 1011-nucleotide messenger RNA. RefSeq lists its product as uncharacterized. Gene Ontology annotation, molecular function: DNA-binding transcription factor activity, RNA polymerase II-specific; zinc ion binding. Gene Ontology annotation, biological process: regulation of DNA-templated transcription. NCBI's taxonomy places the organism in Eukaryota, Fungi, Ascomycota, Dothideomycetes, Mycosphaerellales, Extremaceae. The transcript has 2 exons. The coding region runs from base 1 to 1011 and encodes 336 amino acids. The record is from RefSeq and is a predicted model, not a curated record.
AUGGCGGUCUUACGAGCUCCUCCGCCGAGGAGAAAGGCGUGCGAGCGAUGUAUGAAGGGCAAGCGACGGUGCGAUUUGCAGCGACCCUCCUGCGGACGCUGCAGGGACGGCAGUUGGUCUUGUACAUACAGUCCACCUGAUGCCGGAAAACUAGACUCGCCUAAUACGACGAAGUCCGCACCCGCACCGCUGGUGGACAAGGCCGAAGUCAAGUUCGAGCCGGUCACCUACCCACCGCAGGACUUCGCGCAGGAAGUGAGGCUCCCGCCGCAGAGGCUCACAUACUGUGCCACCAAGCUACAGGAGAGCACCGUCGAGAUGGCAAAAGGCGUCGAAACGUUCUUCAUCAAGCCAAUGUCUAGUCGGACGCAGCUGCCGCGACCGUUGCAAGACGCCUUCGUCGCAUGUUCGUUACAUCUGUCUACCACCGACUCCAAUUCGCACUUCGUCCGGCACGUUCUCCUCGAGACGUAUUCGGCGUACCUGUCAGCUGAAGAAGACCUCGACUUCGAGGCCGAGCUUGCCAAAGUUCAGGCAGCUGUACUGCUUCACAUCCCGCUGCUGUUUGACGGAGAUAUUAGGUACCGGUCCUUAGCAGAGUCGUACAUUGACACACUGAGGGAGAAGGUGCUGCAUCUCCAGCGCCGCGACGCUGCUGAAAUGCCCGAACACAUCAGAUCCUCACGGUACGCAAGGUGGCUGUUCAUGGAAAGCGUGCGCCGCACUAUCAUCACUUCCACGUUUGUCGAGUGCAUCUACGUGAACCUCAGGGAUGGAGUGUCGAACACGGUUCCUUUCUUGGCCAUGCUACCACUGACCGUCGCCGGGCGACUUUGGAGAGCGAACUCGGAGGAAGAAUGGGAACGACUGUCGAAGGUCGUCCCACUCACCAUCCUCCCUUACGGAGAGGCGCUUGGAUGGUGGAGGGACGAGGCACUUCAGCAUAGCCUCGACACGUUGCAGCAUCUGCUAUACGUGGCGUGUAAAGGGUUUACUGACGCGCACGCUUAG